GAUAUUGCAUUAUCGUUACCCCUCGGUUACUACAAACAUAGCCACGUGUAAGUAGGAUCCGAUCAACCGCCAAAACCAUCGGCUUUAUUCCUCCAGCUACAGACACGUGUGAAACUACAGCAAUACACGUGUCAUCCCCUCCUCUUUCUUCUUCUUCUUCUCCCUCAUCACCCUUUUCACUCAAACAUUGCACUUCUGCAACCAAACACACACUCGCACAAAUGGGGCACAAUUUGGAGACACGAUCGUUGCUGGAUGAACUGAAAAGCUUCGAUAGAAAAGGCGGUUUAUUCGAUCUCGGCCAUCCGCUCCUCAAUCGUAUGGCCGAAUGCUUCGUUAAGGCGGCCGGUAUUGGAGCGAUUCAGGCGGUUUCGCGGGAGGCGUAUUUCACCGUUACUGAUGGUGGAGAUUCGUCUUCUAUCCCGCCGGAAAUAACUGAUAGCCACAAGAAACAUCGUUUCUCAGAGCUUAGAGGAGAAACAAACCGAAGCUCUAUUGAAGCGCUGGUCAAAAGCACAGGGAAAGAAUCACUGCAAUGGGGUUUGGCUGCGGGUAUGUAUUCAGGUAUCACAUAUGGAUUGAAAGAGACACGUGGAGUUCAUGAUUGGAAAAACAGUGCCAUGGCAGGAGCGAUCACGGGUGCGGCUUUAGCGCUAACGUUUGAUGAUUCUUCUCAUGAAGAUAUUGUGCAAGGUGCCAUCACCGGUGCGGCUGUAUCCACGGCUGCUAAUCUUCUCACCGGAAUAUUCUAGAAUUCUCUUUUUAUCUAGUCAUAUUUUGUGCAAAAUGGAAUGUAUAAUAACAUGUCAUUUCUGCAUAAUUCAGUUCCUCAUGCUUUUAUUUCUAGGGAAGAACUAUGUACGUUUAGAAUGUUGUUUUAGUUAUCAGACUUUUUGUUGAAUAUUUUUAAGGUUAACCCAAA
Molecule: messenger RNA, 922 nt
Organism: Helianthus annuus (common sunflower)
Lineage: Eukaryota; Viridiplantae; Streptophyta; Magnoliopsida; Asterales; Asteraceae
Product: outer envelope pore protein 16-2, chloroplastic
Exons: 7
Coding region: 222-752 (176 amino acids)
Cellular component (GO): chloroplast outer membrane
Molecular function (GO): amino acid transmembrane transporter activity
Source: RefSeq, a predicted model, not a curated record